Molecule: messenger RNA, 4821 nt
Organism: Limulus polyphemus (Atlantic horseshoe crab)
Lineage: Eukaryota; Metazoa; Arthropoda; Merostomata; Xiphosura; Limulidae
Product: F-box/SPRY domain-containing protein 1-like
Exons: 3
Coding region: 1-768 (255 amino acids)
Biological process (GO): synapse assembly involved in innervation; proteasome-mediated ubiquitin-dependent protein catabolic process
Cellular component (GO): SCF ubiquitin ligase complex; synapse
Molecular function (GO): protein binding
Source: RefSeq, a predicted model, not a curated record
AUGGCUGCGGCCAAGUGGGCUCAUCUGUCUCACAGUGUAUUGGAAACAAUAUUUAGUUUCUUAGAUUUAACUGAUCUAAGGAGUUCUUCAUUAGUGUGUAAACACUGGUAUAAACUUUUAACUGACGAAAACAAUGAUGUGUGGAGGAUGCACUGUAUACGAAAACUUGCAGAAGAAGCAUUGAAAUCGGAUUUACUUUCGAGUGCUCCGACAUAUAAAGCAAAACUUCGUGCUUUCUUUCAUGCUUGGGAUCCCAAUGAGUGCUCUAGAAAUAUAUAUAUUAAACCUAAUGGCUUUACUUUACAUAGAAAUCCUGUUGCUCAGAGUACUGAUGCUGCCAAGGGGAAAAUAGGUUUCAGAACAGGUCGUCACUGUUGGGAAGUUUGGUGGGAAGGACCAUUAGGAACUGUUGCUGUUAUAGGAAUUGCAACAAAAAAGGCCCCUGUGCAGUGUACAGGCUAUGUUGCAUUGUUAGGGUCAAAUUCAGAAAGCUGGGGGUGGAAUCUUGUAGAUAAUCAUUUACUUCACAAUGGAGAUAGUCAAGGAAAUUAUCCACAACUGAAUAAUGCUCCAAAGUAUGAAAAAGGUGAGAGAAUUCGAGUUAUUUUAGACUGUGAAGACAAUACUCUAGCAUUUGAACGUAAUUAUGAGUUCCUUGGUGUUGCAUUUCGUGGACUUCCUGACAAGAAGCUCUACCCAGCUAUUUCUGCAGUAUAUGGAAACACAGAAGUCUCAAUGGUGUAUUUGGGUCAUCCUUUGGAUGGUUGAUAGAAAUAUCAAGUUGUACAAUCAGUUUUAUACAAAAUUACCCAAGUGAUCAUAAGAUCUACAAGUGCUACAGCCAUCCAUAUCACUCCAGGUCGUACCUGAAGUACAUCCUAAUCUGCCUUCGUGGUCCAACUUGAUCUGUGCAUCUUUGUUUUACUAAUAUCAUGACUACAUACUGAUGUUUGCUGAAACAUGAAAAAUUUGACUUGGUAUCAACAAAUCUCAUGUCAAUACUACAGUGUGUUUCCACUUCCACUUUGAACUCCAUAUAUAUUUUAUACAGUUGGAACAUCAUUAUUGAAGAUUUGUGAAAAGACUUCAGUGGAGUAAAGUGGAAUACAAAUGAUGGCACCACAAUUCAGAAGUAGACUAAAGAGAGAUAUGACCAGCAUUUUCUCCACAAAUAUAGCAGAACUCACAAAGUGUAACUAAAACCUUCUACUUAGGUUACGUAUUACAGUAUAUACCUUUGAACGUAACAUGACAAGAAAAAUUUUGAAUUGAACAAAGAACAACUAUAUUGAUUUUGUUACAGCAAUUUCAUGUUUUAGGUUUUAUGCUUUCAAAUUUCUUGAUCUGCUUAGUGAUGUGAUACAUUUGUGCAUUUUCCAGUGUUCAUUUAUUUAUUCUUGGGAAUUUAAAAUUUUGUUGAAGUUUAAACAUUGGCACAGGCAUAGCAGUGAAGGAUUCAAGUUUCAAAUACUCUAACUAGUACUUUAUUUUAUUUAUUGUUGAUGUUGUAAGAUUGAUUCCAACAAAAGUAAACAAAAAUAUUAACUGAUUAUUAGCAUUAUGGAUGUAUUCUUGAGAGAAUGAUUUCUACAUCUUAUGAUACAGAUGUCAUAAGUAUGAAAGAGGUAAAGACCUAUUUUACUUUUUUUUAAUAAGUUUGUAAAGACACAUCACUGACUUACUGGAGUGAUUGAACAAUUAGGAAUGUUUUCAACAUCUCUGUUCUAAAACACAUUAAGCUUACAUGUGUAUAGAUCAUUGACCCCUAAAGAAUGCAUGAAACUGUAAGGCAAAUUUCAUAACAAUUGUACUAAUAAUUAAAAUGAAACAAUACUUUUUCAAGCCUUGUAUUUAUCCCUUUUAGUUUUUGUUUAUUUGCAAAACACAACCAAAGUUGUGCACAUAAUGACUGUUGUAAGAUGUUUAAAAAUGUACAAAGGAAAGAAAUAUUACUAUACAGCGUAAACGGUGAUAAGAGAAAUAACUUCAAAACUUAACAAAAGAAAGGUGUGUAACAGAUGAAAAAAAAAAACUAGUAGAAGGGCUUGAACAUUUUCAGCUAUUAAAGUAGAUGGAAAAGUCCCAAAGUAUAUAUAUUUUUCUUCAUAUAUUUAAAAAAACAGUGAAGUUUUCUUUCCUACAUAGCUUUUUGAUCGUGACUUGAAGGUGGUACUUAAUUGUUGAUCCAUCCAUUCCUCUUCUGACUUUACCAAAGAAUACAAAAGUCUGAUUUUUUAAAUUUGAAAAAGCAUGCUUAUCUAGUGUACAGCUACUAUAAAUACACAUGUAUAAAUGUAUUUUUUCCUGUUGUAGUGAAUAUCAUGAGAGAUCAUCAUUUCUAAGUUUAUUUAAACAAUAGCAUUAUCUUUGAAUGUACAGUUAUACACUUUCAGCCAUAUGGACAGCAUACAGUCAUGAAAACUAGGAAAAUACUGGUUGAUAUUUGAAGAAGUAUCUUUUUACAGUACUACUGGUUUUUUGUUUUGUUUUUCGUAAAUAUACAGUCAUACUGUUACCAUUUAGCUAUUUCUUACUUGAAACAAAAAUAAAUUUAUAAACAGUAGGAUGAGCAUAGAAUAUAUGUGUUCCCUUGCUAAAAAAGACAUGUUCCACAUUUUAACCUUGCUGGUAUAUGUGCUCCCUCUAUUGAACUUUGGACUUCUACUUGAAUAUCCUCACAAUAUAAAACUUUAUGUAACUCAUAAAUUACCAACACCUACACAUUGAUAAAAAAAAGUGAUUUUUCAUCUCCAGAAUUAAAUAAACACAAUGUAUUAUAGAAUAUAAAAAAUCUCAAUAUCUUUAAAAUUAGCACAUUCUCAGACUUAAGAGUAGUAAAACUCUGGCAGCUGUUUCCAUUUUUUUUAUAUUUACUUUCAAAAGAAAGUCCUGUAAAAAAAAAGCUUUAUGAAUACAUGUUCUGUGAAGAGUGUAGAGGAACUAAUUUAAAUUUUUUGCUUAUAAACUCUUGCAAGGUAGCUAGUAGUAAAAUAAAAUAUAUAUACACCAUAUCUGUUACUGAAUUUUUAUACACUGAAAAAUGUUUUUUCCAGUUAUUGAUGAUGUUUUUUUUUUGUGUGUGUAUGUACUACAUGUGAGAUUCUAAAUAAGAAGGAUAUUCCAGAAAGAAGGUUGAACUUAGAGCAAAACAAGAAGUAGAUUUGUCAUUACCAUGAUUUUUGUAACUAAAAGUUGAUAAUAUGUUGUGAAGAACAAAUAAACUACCUUGUAAAAAUGUUACUGACAUAAUUAAAACCUAUGCAGUUUAAAAGGGUAAAUCAUUAAUUAAAUACAUCGUAUACCAGAGAUGGGCAUGAUUGCUUGAUCUUAUGGAAGUGGUUGUUAAUUUUGAUCUUUGAAGAUUUUGUUUUUGUUCUCAUAUUAAGAUAUUCAUUCAUUUUUAGACAAAUUUACUGUGAAUCCUAACCCUAAUUUUAAGUUAAUGCUCUGUGCAACAUCUCAUGCUUCUAUUUGUGUAUGCCAUGCUCAAUUGAAACAGCAGAUUUCUUCAGAACCAGCAAGAGUAGCUAUACUGGUAUGUAUCAGCAAAUGUCGCAUGCAUUACCCUUGAAGUGCUGUUAUGGGCAUAACCACUUAAAAUGUGCCAGAGUUAUCAGUGUUAAAUACCAGUACUUAUGCUACAGUUAUAAAAAUGACUUCUACCCAUGAAGAUUUUAUUUAAGUUAAUACAAAGUCUUAGAAUGUUAAGAAUGACAAAACCCAAAAAUUAGAAAACAUUUUCAAAUUUAAAACCACGAGAACGUUUUUGAAAGAAGAAACAAAUGUAAAAACAAUAUAAUUUUAGUCUAUUCUGGAUUUGCAGACUAAGAAUAUUUAUAACUGUAAGGCCAUAUAAUUUUAAUUUACUCAGUGUUAGAAUACACAUGUACAGACAUAAGGGAUGAAAUGCAAGUAGAAAAGAUUCUUGCCUUUAUGGAAUUAGAACACAUUCUAUGUACAUGAAGAAGAAAUUCAUGAUCUUCAGGCUGCUGAAGAUAACAACAUAGAUUUAGUAUAAAUUGCUUAAUUGUAAAACACAGUAAACAUCCUAAAACCGAGUAAUGAUUAGAAUAACAAAGCAUGGAGCUAAUUGAGCUUAAAGUAAGAAGAUACUCACAACUUAGACAAAAGUUAUAUGCCUCACAAAAUUUGACUUGCACAUAGAAUCAAGUAGGCUUAAAACUAUGACCACACAUCUGAACCAAAUCAAGGUUAAAUGUUAUUUUUUCAAAGUUAAGAUUAUAUUUCCUUUGUGAAUUUAAUUAAUUAGUUUUUGUUCUUUUGUGUAAAAGGUAGUCUUGGUUGUAUAUAAACAUGGCAUAUUGAAGGUUCUACUGUGACCAGAAUGUCUCUUUUAAUGACUUUUUGUUUUGGUAUUUAAAAAUGUGCAAAUCAAUAGUUUUAAUUUCAGUAAAAUGUUUAGUAAGAUUCAAAUUGUGUAGAUAUCCUUAAGAUGUUUUCUGUUAUAAAAUUGAAGUCUGGUUGCUAGAUUGUUCAGAUCUUCAUGAUUAUUUACACCUUUGCCUUCAAGUUGAUUAAUUAAAUGAAUUAUUUUGCUGCAUUAACUAUGUGGUAUAGAUAAGUUUAUUUUUGUUUAAAACUCGCAUAAUUUUUAUGAUGUAUGAUGGUAUUACGUUUAAGUAUGUCUCAUCAUAGAGAUACCCACAAUUAGUGUUGCUGAAACUCACUUUUCAUGACAGUGUUUUUCCGUUAUGUAGUUAUUUUGUUUUUUUUCUGAUCUUAUUACUCAGGAUAUUGAAAUUAAAUAAUGAAGUAAAAAUGAUCACAAAAUAAAUUUUUAUAUGGAUGUUAAUGUGUAAC